This is a messenger RNA of Lactuca sativa (garden lettuce), 678 nucleotides long. RefSeq lists its product as uncharacterized. NCBI's taxonomy places the organism in Eukaryota, Viridiplantae, Streptophyta, Magnoliopsida, Asterales, Asteraceae. The record is from RefSeq and is a predicted model, not a curated record.
AUGUCUCAUAAUGCAAACUCAUCAGAUGGUUCUAGUUCAUUGAAUGUGAAUGAAUAUGAUGAAUGGGAAGCACAAGUUGUUCAACAGAAUCGACAACUUGAUGUUAUCAUGAGUGAGUUACUCAUAGGGAUACCAAAUAUGAGCGUAAGAGAUCACCCAAGAGCAAGAAGGAGGUAUUGUGAUCGGGAACGUGAGCAGGGUGAAGCAUGUUUGAUGAAAGACUACUUUGUUGACAACCCAAUGUAUGGUGAAGAAAAUUUUCGAGGCAGACAAGGUCUUUUACCAUUACAAAAAUGUAUUGGAGCUAUGCGGGUGUUGGCAUAUAGGGCAUCAGUAGAUACACAUGAUGAAUAUUUGAGAAUCAAUAAGACUGUAACAAGGGAUGCUCUUGUAAAGUUUGUGGAAGGUGUUAUUUCAUGCUUUCGUGAAGAGUACCUUAGACGCCCCAAUCAAGAUGAUUUGGCACGACUGCUCCAUGUUGGAGAAGAACAUGGAUUUCCAGGCCGAGCACCAAAGGUGAGUUACACUGUAAAUGAUCAAGAAAAUCAUAUGGCUUAUUAUCUUAUUGAUGACAUAUAUCCUUCAUGGGCUGCCUUUGUCAAGUCAAGAAGUUCUCCACAACUUCGAAAACACAAGUUGUUCGCUGAACAUCAAGAGGCUGCUAGAAAAGAUGUUUAA